Messenger RNA from Conger conger (European conger), 2200 nucleotides. It is a transcript of the gene pip4k2ab, whose product is annotated as phosphatidylinositol-5-phosphate 4-kinase, type II, alpha b. The record is from RefSeq and is a predicted model, not a curated record. The coding region runs from base 933 to 2147 and encodes 404 amino acids. Gene Ontology annotation, molecular function: phosphatidylinositol kinase activity. Gene Ontology annotation, biological process: phosphatidylinositol metabolic process. Lineage: Eukaryota; Metazoa; Chordata; Actinopteri; Anguilliformes; Congridae. The transcript has 10 exons.
CACCCGGCCGGAAGCCUUGGAAUAGAGCUGCAGAUUUUAAAACGAUUGGAAUCAAUGCUUCGCACCUCUGCAGGACGAAUAUUUUCUAUUUUUGGAGUAAAUGCAUAUUUGUCAAAGUUGUCAUCUUUCAGGGCACAGCAUAAGUGUGCAAAAUAGUAGUGGACGGCGUUUGUAGGCUCUCCAUUGGUGCGCAGUGGGGCGCUCAGUCAGCCAGAAAUGCGGGGUAUUUUAGACAUUGCUUUUUAAACUGACCGGUUGUCUAGUUAUAUGAGAGCAGAUCUUUUUAAAAUAUAUAUAAACGUUACAUUUUUGUCUUAGACGUUCUUUCUUCUUGAAGAUGACAUUUGCCGUAUCAGUGCAUGCAUAUUUGUAGAUGCAGCUUGAUCUCGGGUUUGAAGGAAGGGGGUGAUUGUGGAAGAGGUGGUCGUAGCUGGCUAGCUAAACUAAGCUAGCUAGGGUUCCGUCAUUGACAAGCUAGAACGGAGUUUGGGCUAUCGCUCGCCAGCUAUGAGCUUUUGAAAAACAGCAGGCUAGCUAGCUACAGUAGCCUCGAUCCUGGCAGGAUGUGGAGAAGAAUAGAUGUAUAGCUAGCUAGCUUGCUAGCGAUAUAGAAAGAUCAAGGAUAGCCGUUAGCUAGAUCAUUUAGCUAGCUUGUUAGGUAGCUAACGUUAGCAACAGUCCAGCAACGUUUCUUUUUUUAUAUUAGCGAGAUAUCGCUAGCUCCAGCUAGCAAUCUCAUAAACAACCCACCGUUAUUUAUAUAGCUAGCUAGUAUUAACUAGCUGCAGUUUUAUCGAGAGGCGCAUGAUAGCUAGCUAACGUUAGCAAGCUAGCGUCAGCUAACUGCUAGCUAACUCUUUACAGCAAGGCGAACUGUCAUUUGCCGUUCAUUCAAAUUCAUUUAGCCAGCUAGCUAGCUAAAUAUAUUAAACAUGGCUACUCCUAGCAGCAUCGCGCAGUCCAUUGCAAGUAAAACGAAGACGAAGAAGAAACACUUCGUGGCUCAGAAAGUGAAGCUAUUUCGUGCCAGCGACCCUCUGCUCAGUGUCCUAAUGUGGGGAGUUAAUCACUCGAUUAAUGAACUGAGCCACAUUCAAAUCCCCAUCAUGCUCAUGCCUGAUGACUUUAAAGCCUACUCCAAGAUCAAGGUGGACAAUCACCUCUUCAACAAGGAGAACAUGCCAAGCCAUUUUAAGUUCAAGGAGUACUGUCCUCUUGUCUUCAGGAAUCUAAGGGAAAGGUUCUCCAUCGAUGACCAGGAUUUUCAGAACUCCCUCACACGAAGCGCGCCCAUCCCCAGCGAAUCACAGGGGCGCAGCGGGGCCCGCUUUCACACCUCCUACGACAAGAGGUACCUCAUCAAGAUCAUCACCAGCGAGGACGUGGCCGAGAUGCACAACAUCCUGAAGAAAUACCACCAGUACAUAGUGGAGUGCCAUGGGAACACACUGCUGCCCCAAUUCCUGGGCAUGUACCGCCUCACGGUGGACGGAGACGAAACUUACAUGAUCGUCACACGCAACGUCUUCAGCCACCGUCUGUCUGUCUACAAGAAGUACGACCUGAAGGGUUCUACGGUGGCGAGGGAGGCAAGUGACAAGGAGAAGACCAAGGAGCUCCCAACAUACAAAGACAACGACUUCAUCAACGAUGGGCAGAAGAUCUACAUUGAUGAGGACAACAAGAAGAUAUUCCUGGAAAAACUGAGGAAGGACGUGGAGCUGCUGGCCCAGCUGAAGCUGAUGGACUACAGCCUGCUGGUGGGGAUCCAUGACGUGGAGCGGGCGGAGCAGGAGGAGGUGGAGAGCGAGGAUAAUGAAGGAGAGGACGAGGGAGAGAGUGACGGGGGCGUGGCCGGGAGCCCCCCAGACAGCCCCAGCAACACGCUGGACAGCACCAAGCCCCUGGGCCCCGGGGAGUUCGACCCCUCCAUCGACGUUUACGCCAUCAAGAGCCACGACAGUGCCCCCAGGAAGGAAGUGUACUUCAUGGCAGUCAUAGACAUCCUGACGCACUACGACGCUAAAAAGAAGGCAGCCCAUGCAGCCAAGACCGUGAAGCAUGGGGCAGGGGCGGAGAUCUCCACGGUGAACCCAGAGCAGUACUCCAAGAGGUUCUACGAUUUCAUCACUACCAUCCUGUCAUAGCCUGGGCCUGGGCCCGGGCCAGGGCCUGGGGAGGAGGGUGGGGCCGCGGCAGG